CGGGCGGCGCCGGAGGGCCGGGGGAGCUGCUGCACCUGAUACACCGGGGCGGGAGCGCGGCGGAGGAGGGCGGGAGGGAGCGGCGCUGCCGCCGCCUGCGAGCGCCUCUCGCCGCCGUUAGACAGCGCUGGUCUCGCCGCUUCUCCCUCCGCCCGCCCCUUCUGCGCGGAACUGGGCUCUCGCUCCUGUUCCCCUCGGGGCCGGCGGCAGCGCGUCCUCCUCGUCUCCCCUGGGCCCCAUGGCUUCGGCCGGCAGCGGCAUGGAGGAGGUGCGCGUCUCGGUGCUGACCCCGCUGAAGCUGGUGGGGCUGGUGUGCAUCUUUCUGGCGCUGUGCCUGGACCUGGGAGCUGUGCUGAGCCCCGCCUGGGUGACGGCGGACCACCAGUACUACCUGUCCCUCUGGGAGUCCUGCCGCAAGCCCGGCAACUUGGACAGCUGGCUCUGCGAGUCGACGCUGCACAGCGACUGGCAGAUAGCUACUCUGGCUCUGCUGCUGGGUGGUGCUGCCAUUAUUCUCAUAGCUUUCCUGGUUGGGCUGAUCUCCAUCUGCGUGGGAUCUCGGAGGCGGUUCUACAGACCAGUUGCAGUCAUGCUCUUUGCUGCAGCAUGGAUGUUUCAGAUUCUCCUGAGACUCGCCAACCAUGGUUUGCCUUCAUCCUGUCACUCACAUCUGCAUUGGAGCCAGCAGCUUAAGCCCCUCUGAUAGUCCAUAAUGAAGAGGAUGACAGAACCUUUGGGAUGUAUUAAAAAAAGCCACUUAGGAGGAUAUGAGAGGAUGAGAGUGUGGAAUUGGAGGGAGUUUGGGAUGAAGCACAACUCCGGGAAGGCUCCUGCUGCCCCCUGCUGAUUACCUUGAUGGAACCGAGCCCUUCAAGAUGCACUUUUAUGUGCUCAAGACAUAUUCCUAGAUUGCAUUGCAUUUGCUUUUAGGAAAUUAAAGCAACCUAGGAUCAGAUUCCCUGAGUGGAAAUCGUCUGGUUUUAUUCCAUGUGUUGCAUUACUUGCCUGGUUAAAUGAAUAAAGGUGCCAUUGUUUUAAAAUUUAGUGUUAAUUCUGAGGUUUGUAAGGUAUGCUGGGCAGUUCACUUUGAAGGAAAUGGGGUUAUUUAAUUUUUGUACUGGUUUCUUCUUUGGCUUUUGGCUUCAUUUCUCAUAACAUCAUGUAGUAACUCAGUAAUUAUUCAGCCAUACACGCCUGUCUUGCUGUGCUGCUCAUUUAGUAGUUAAGUGUGUACUAAAAAAAGAAAUGGCUUUCCACAAGAAAAGAUUUCCUCAAAUCCUACUGUUUGUCUCUUGUGCUCUCCUUGCAUAAAAUUGCUUCUAGUCUUUACUACAAAAAGUUGAUGGUGAAGGGGUUUAAUGCUUACUUGAAGUACAUGAGAGGAGAGAUGAUGAGGCCAAGACAACCUGCCCCAUUCUUCUUCAUUAUCUAGCAAAUCUGAGGAGAAUCCUUUCAGGAUUUGACACUUACAUUGUUAAAAGGCUUUUCCUACUGAUUUUAUCUUUGAUGUCAGCAAUUUGUAGAGAUGAAUAUGGAUAGCAUAUCUUGAAAGAAUUAUGGAAAGAAUCCUCCACUGAAGAGGGGAAAGUUACGAUUGUAGCAGUUUAUGCCUUAUGCAGCUUUCCAUGGAUUCAAGCCUUCAUCUGUGGAUUUCACAAAUCUUUCAGGAUAAACACCACCCUGACCUGUGAAUGUGCUGGCAAGACCAAAUAUUCUGUGUAACUCUGGUUGGCAGUCUAUCAGCUGCUUCUGGAAAAAGGGCACAGUAUGAAUUGCCCAGAGACAUUUAAUGAUGUGUGGGUGUUGGGUAGAAAAGGUCUCUGUGUGGAAGAAAGGACAAAAUGGAAAAGUUAUUUCCAGGUGCUUUAUAAGCGUCUAAACAGUUGGCUCCAGGCUAUUUUUUUUCCUUCAAGUUUUGAUUUUUUUUUUCCCCUCAGCUUCAGGUUUCAGUUAGCAACUUUGUAGGUGAGGGAGAAGAUUGACUGUGACUGGAAGAGAUGAGAAAGAAAGGGACCAAAAAAACCCAAAAUUCAACCUAGAUGCUGAGAAUAAGCCAGCAAGUAAUGAAAAGAUGUGAAUGUGUUUUCACACAGCUGACAGUAUGUAUUUUAAUGCUGAGAGUUAGAGGAAUACCUCAGGUAGUGGAAAAAUGGAGCAGACAGGGAGGCAGUUGCAGGAAAUCUUGCAUGGACCCACCUUGGCUCGUGUGCCUCUGUAGUCUAGUGGAGGUCUCCAGUUCAUGGACCUGCUGGGGUGUCUUAGAGCUCAUGAACCAAACUGGCCCUAAAAACUGCACCCUCAAAGUGCAGGCUCACAAACUUAUCAGUGCAGGAGUUUCAUGAUACACUUACUGUUUAACUAAAUGCUAACCUAGUCUAAUUAAGGGGCAGAAAGAGAAAGUGUUCUUGCUGAAAGUCCAUAAAAGAAACAAAAGAAAAAUUAAAGAUGCUUGCCUUUUGGUGCUGUUUUAACAAGUGUUUGGAAGAAUAUCCUGUUGACAUUAGCAAGCUUUUAAUGCAUUUCAUAAGAUGCUUUUACAUGAAAAAUAGGGGAAACAGUGGCUAAGUGAAAAUAUUACAGGUAAAAGAGUAAUAUAAAAUGGUGGCAGAUAAUAACUGGAGAAUACUUAAGGAGGUAUCUUUUAAUUCUGAUAGAGAGAGCACAGUCCAGCUGGAUUACAUCCUUAGUUCUGUGGUAUUACCUAUUUUCAUAAUGAUGUGGAAGAUACAAUGAAAGUUUACUUGUCACAUUUUACAGUAGAAGUAGAAAAAAUUGCAGAAACAUUGACAGCCAGAAUUUGAUUCUGUAAAGUUGAUGGAAUGGUCUGAAAAGUAGGACUGACUUCAGUAGAAUGUAGUGCAGGUUGCUACAGGGCAACAAAGAGUCAUAAUAUCAAAGAAAUACUGUUGGGGAAAAUACUCUAUAGGUCAUGUGCUCCAAUCUCCUUGUUGAUGCAGGAUGGUCACUAAGAGUGACAGCUUUUUCUGGUCCAGUUUUGAACAAAUUCAAGAUGUUGUAGCCUUUCUGAGCAUGUUGUCCUGGGCCCUUACUGCCCUCCUUACGAUGGUUUACUUUGUUGAUGUCCAUCCUUACUCUCUGAGAUUAGUGUCCACUCAUUACUGCCAGCUUGCUUGCACUGCAUAGAGGAAUUUUUUUGUUUGUUUGUUUUUCCUAUCAUUGUUGCAGCUACAUUUUCAGGUAAUCUUUUAAAUACCCAGCACUUACUAAUGAAGUGCUUUACUCAUUUGAAAUGGGCAGGAGGUAGAGAACAGAAGUACAAAACUUACUAGCCAGCACCAGCAUUUUCAUAAUUACAAAUCAAUUAGAAAGCCACAUCCAUAACUGGGGUUUCUUUUGACAUCAAAACUUAUCAUCAGACAUUUGUACAAAGAAAAAAAAAAGAUGACUGAAAUUAUAUUUUCCUACUUUUAAAGCAUUUCUUAUUAUUUCUUAAUGUUUAUUAUGAUGAGUAUGUAUAAUUGCUUAUAUUUCAUGUGAAUGGAAUAAAACUAGUAUUCCUGUUCCCAUACUGCAAACAUCAUAGUGCUUCAUAAAAACAUGCCUACAUUUGAAGUGAACAAUCAAAUCUGAGACUAUUAGUCUUUGCUGAACAGCAUUUGAGUAGCAGAUUUCUUUAAGAUUUCCUUUGCAGCCUGUUUUUUCUACAGGAAAAGACUUGUGCUUCUGAAGAAGAAUAGUACACAGCUCCCUUAAGAAGGUCAGCAUAGCAUGGAGUUCCUUUAAAUUCAUUAGAAACAGAUCAGUAUUUGCAGGCAUGGCUUUCAGCAUCUUCUGGGGUCAUGCUGGUCAUUUCUCAUAACUUUGCUGACUGCUGUCUCCAGCUUACACAGCUCCCUUCCUGCUCUACAGGGAAAAACAAUGACAGAAGGCAAAAUCAGUGCAAAGUGAUGACAGUGCUGUGUAGGGUGGCUGCUCCCACCAGCCACUUGCUGCCAGCACUUGCUCUGAGAUCUACAAUAGCGUAUCUGGAUCAAUAGUAGGAAAAGCUGGAACCCUCACUAUGGAAAUGUCAAAAAACCCUCUUGUUUGUGUUGCUGCUUUAGCAACAUGUUCCUCUUCCAAGAGAAUCACUUUUUUUUUUGGUUGUGUUUUGACAAGUCCAAUCUGUAGACUGAAAUUAAGCAUACUUCAUAUGUUACACUGGGGAAGGUGGAGACUUCCUUGGUUUGCACUUGACACAGACACACAUGGAGCAGUUUCUGCAUUGACUCAGCAGAGAUGCUGCAUUCCCAGUUCAGGAAGGCACUGAAGAAAAACUCAUAUAUUUCUAUACAUUUUCAGAAAUUCUUUUUGACCUUGAAUGGUGUUAAAGAUGUUUCUGAAAGUUGAGCAUAUGUUGAGGUGCUUUUGGAUGUAAAGAUGCUCUCAUUAUACAGAACUGGAAUGCAUAAUCUUUUCAUAAGAGUAGGUGCUUUUCCCAGUGUACCCUCCCAGAGUUUCUCAAAUGUUGCACAGUAUUUUGUGAGCUGAAAGACAAAAAAUUAUAUUCAAAUGGAAUAAUAUCAAAGUAACUGUAGAAUUUUUAAAAAGUCCUGUGGAUUUUGAUAUCCACAUCAGAAAAUCCACUGUGCAAACAUUAUUCAGAUUGUCAGUCUCAAGUAAGGGUCCAAAGACUACUCUCUAGGCUAAGGUGGAUGAGCUGAAAUUUCCAGUGAGUGUCUUAGAAUUUUAUCACUGAGGUUCUGAUGAACAUGGGAUAUGAUCUCCCCAUACCAGUCAUGUCCUCAGGACAGGUGAGCAUUUGUCUUCAGGGCCAAUGAAAGGGGCCAGUUGGGCAAGGGGGUGUGUGUGAGUGAAAUGGCCAAUAUGUGUCUGUGGACCUCAGUGCUAUAGGAAAUAAUGAUUUUUAAGCCUUUUAAUAUCUUGGAUUUGACCUAUUUUAUUAUCUUCUUUCAUCACACAGUAUUUCUGAACCACCCCCUAAAUUCAUAAUAGUUUGCCAGUUUAAAGUUUAGUGACUGAUCAAAUUUUAUAGUUUUCUUGGUAUUCUGUGCAAGAAUGUCAUUAAUUCUGCUUACAGAACACAGUAAUGAAUAUGAAAUAUGUGAUUCACUGAGUCUCUACUGAGCACAAGUAUAUAUCACCUAUGACAAUGAAUUAUUUCUAGGCUAAGUAAAUUAUUUGAUUCUCAGCAACAUUUCUUAAUAUGUAUUCUCGCUUCUGGUUUUGACUUAUUUAUAAUGGCAGUAGAACAAAUUUUGCUGUUAUGGAGGGAGUAAUGACUGCAAACUAAUAAAUAUAAAGGAGAGACAAAAGAAUUUGGGAAACACUACUCUAACUGUUUAUUUUGUGAACAUUUUAAGGAUCAUCAUUAUAUCACAGCAAUAGUAUUUGCUCAUCAACGAGGAAGUAUGGAAGAGCUGCUCUGUUCUCUGUGAAUGAAAUGAAGGUGAUUUAAAAAGAGCAGCACUUACAAGCUAAAAAUCACCAAAAACAUUUUAAAUGUGAAUUUCUGUUAUUUGAUAUUUUCUUUGUUCUAGGGAAGCAAAAUAAGGCUUCUUCUGACAUUUGUAUUUUUUUUUUUCUC
This is a messenger RNA of Passer montanus (Eurasian tree sparrow), 5548 nucleotides long. RefSeq names its product transmembrane protein 47 (gene TMEM47). The coding region runs from base 239 to 703 and encodes 154 amino acids. Gene Ontology annotation, biological process: cell-cell adhesion. The transcript has 3 exons. The record is from RefSeq and is a predicted model, not a curated record. Gene Ontology annotation, cellular component: membrane; cell-cell junction. Lineage: Eukaryota; Metazoa; Chordata; Aves; Passeriformes; Passeridae.